AUGGCCAGAGAAACUUACGAAAACAUAGUGAUCAUCGGAGCUUCGGUAGCUGGACAUGCUCUUGCCAAUGAGCUUAUUCCAAUCAUACCUAGAACUCAUCGAAUCUUACUGAUUGAUGCUUUGGAUUAUUCGUUCUAUCCAAUCGCAGCUCUCAGAGCUUCUGUAGUUCCUGGUUGGGAAGAUAAAAUUGUCGUACCGCUUAAAACCUCAACCGUCUUCACUGAAUUUUCACAACAUCAAGUUAUCGCACCCAAUAAAGUUGUCGAGCUGAGAAAGAAUUCUAUCAUUUUGGAGAAACCUUUCGAAGGUUCAACCGAGCUUCCUUUCUUUAAAGCGGUCGUAGCUACUGGAUCAACUCAACCAUCACCCAUGCGACCUUCUGCAGAUUGGACUGGGAUCAACGACUACAAGAAAGCUUUGAUCAACAGUCAAGAAGAAACUAAGAAAGCUAAGAAGAUAGUGAUCGUUGGAGGUGGAACAGUCGGUGUCGAAUGGGCAGGAGAAGUCAGAGCUGCUUAUCCAGAUAAAGAAAUAACAAUAGUUCAUAAUCGAUCAUCCCUUCUUGCUCCAGAUUCCAAUGGCAAAUCAACCAACACUACUCCAGAAUCAUGGAGCUCACCACCUACAGCUCCUAAAUUAUCUAAAUCACUUGUGUCUCUCGCUGAACAAAAUAAAGUCAAACUCAUCCUUAAUGAUAAAGUUAUCAUCCCUAAGCAUCAAGUAAGCCAAGGUGAAUGGGAUGGUUCUUUCGGUCGUCAAAAGCGAGGUCUAGUAAGAGUCAAGACUGAAAAAGGGAAAACAAUAGAAGCAGAUUACGUUUUCUUAAGUAUCGGUAAUAAACCUAAUUCAACUUUAGUUAGAAAAGCAGAUUCAAAUGCCGUCGAAGGCAGUGGUUUGAUCAGAGUUGACGAUAAUCUCAAGGUCGCUGCCACCAGUGAUUCUUCUCCGCUUUCAGGAAACAAUUACUACGCUAUUGGAGAUUGUACAGCUGCGCCUGGAUUCAAGACAGCCUAUCUCGGUGGUGUCCAAGGUAAAGUUGUAGCAACCAACCUUGUAAACGAGAUCAAGGGAAAAGCUCUCACAAAGUACAGUCCGGGUACUUUUACUGGAUUGGUUGUACCCUUUGGGCCUGAGCUGGGUGCCGGCUCUAUCACUUUACCAUAUUUGGGUACAUGGGCUGUAGGCAAUGGUAUGGUCAAGAGUCUUAAAGGUAAAGGAUUAUUCAUCGAUAUGUUUCUCAAGUCUUUCAAGGGUAGCGAGAAAGUUUAG
Molecule: messenger RNA, 1269 nt
Organism: Kwoniella shivajii
Lineage: Eukaryota; Fungi; Basidiomycota; Tremellomycetes; Tremellales; Cryptococcaceae
Exons: 7
Coding region: 1-1269 (422 amino acids)
Cellular component (GO): cytoplasm
Molecular function (GO): electron-transferring-flavoprotein dehydrogenase activity; flavin adenine dinucleotide binding
Source: RefSeq, a predicted model, not a curated record